Messenger RNA from Pelodiscus sinensis (Chinese soft-shelled turtle), 3343 nucleotides. It is a transcript of the gene C2H6orf62, whose product is annotated as chromosome 2 C6orf62 homolog. Lineage: Eukaryota; Metazoa; Chordata; Testudines; Trionychidae. The record is from RefSeq and is a predicted model, not a curated record.
GUCUCUCGGUCUCUGCCUGAGUCGCUCCGGCUCCUGCCCGGGAGGGAUUUGGGGUGCUGUACUCUUUGAUUUUUGAGAAGGGAGAGGGGGGGGCGGAAAGUCGGUGGGUUUUGUUCAACCUGGUCCGACGUAUUUAUUUUGGGUUAAAACGCUUAACCCAACCCUCCGAGAGGAAAAAAAAAAUGGCUGGAGAGAGGCAAACCUAACCCUAAACAUUUGCCACAAAAGUUUAAACGGGGAAGAAAUUGCUAAAAAUUUGCACCUUUUCCUUUCUUCCCGCCCCCAUCUGUUUUUUCGGAACAGCCCAGCGUCUGAAACCUCCUUGUUUGUAAAGUCGCUACCAUGAAGUGAGAGGGGGAAACGCAGGCUACCGAGUUGGCGCCUUGCUGCCCUGGGCACAGGCCGCCCACUGCCGGCUCCUUCCUCAGGGAGAGGCCCAAAGGAACGCGAAAAGCAUCGGCCAUGCUCAGCCCCAGCUAAAUCGGGCUCCCUACGGAGCUUAGAAGCAGCGGCAGAGAGAGGAGGAUCCCCGGGGGAUCAGCAGCCCAGGGAGCCCGUGGGGUGUUAGGGAAUGUAGAACUCUUGCCUUCAGGGGUGCGGAGAGUUGGGACUGGGGGAUCAAGUCAGGUUUGCGUCUCUAGGCGAGAUAAUAUUGUCCCUUUACCCCCCACCCGGCCCUCAUCUAUGGCCAUCAUGAUCCCUCUUCUCAGUAGCAGCAGCCUUAGGGCGAUGAUGUGCCUGAUGAUGAGCAGGAUGAAGUUGGAAAUGACUCCACUGUUUUUCCUAUUUACUCUUCUGCAAACCUGCACCGUGUUCUUUGUAGUUGAUGAUUUGGUUGGCAGGGAAAUCUCAUACCUCCCGGGAUGUGCACUCCUCUUCUGCACUCUCUUCUCAGCUCUCCAUCAAGUGUAAUAAUCCUGAAAAAAGGGGGCAACAUAGCAAUAGUGGAAGUCUGAGAAUAAUAAUCAGCAGAGUCAUGAAUCUGGCUGGGGUAAAACGCAAUUUGUAAUUUGUUUUUUAUAUAUAUCUUUUUUUUUUGGUAAGCAAGGCAAAAAUAACCCCACAUGGAUUGGGCUUGUGCCAAUUGCUUUUUAUUGUAUACAUAAAUCGUGAUUUUUUUCUCUUUUCAUUCUCACCCACUUAUUCCUGUGGUUAAACUUUUCACACAAGCAUAUUUUCUUCAAAAAAAAUUUUUCUCUCUCCCCUCCUCCCCACCCCCAUUCCCUUGGGUACUGUUGCAAAACUGCUUCUUGUCCAAUCAUGGUUGGACAACUACAUAUUUUGUUUCUUGCCCCUUUAAUAGGAUAGCCUCAUAAAAUAUUACCUGAGGGGGGUGUGUUGGGUUACAUUUGCGUUUUAUCUAUUCAGUCGUAUUAGCGGGAAUAAAAUGACUUGUUUCUGUUGUACUUGAGUCUUAUGAAAAAGUGCCCAUAGUUUAGUGACAGUUUCCAAAGGCUUUAGUACCACCUGUAUUACAAAAUGGGGGACCCAAACUCCCGGAAGAAACAAGCUCUGAACAGACUUCGUGCUCAGCUUAGGAAGAAAAAAGAAUCUUUAGCUGACCAGUUUGAUUUCAAGAUGUACAUUGCCUUUGUAUUCAAGGACAAGAAGAAGAAGUCAGCACUUUUUGAAGUGUCUGAAGUGAUACCAGUCAUGACCAAUAAUUAUGAAGAAAAUAUCCUGAAAGGUGUGCGGGAUUCCAGCUAUUCCCUGGAAAGUUCCAUAGAGCUUCUACAGAAGGAUGUAGUACAGCUUCAUGCUCCCCGCUACCAGUCUAUGCGAAGGGAUGUGAUUGGCUGUACCCAGGAGAUGGACUUCAUUCUUUGGCCUCGGAAUGAUAUUGAGAAGAUAGUCUGUCUCUUGUUUUCUCGGUGGAAGGGAUCUGAUGAUGAGCCCUAUAGGCCUGUUCAGGCCAAGUUUGAAUUUCAUCAUGGUGAUUAUGAGAAACAGUUUCUGCAUGUUCUGAGCCGAAAGGACAAGACUGGAAUUGUUAUCAACAAUCCUAACCAGUCGGUGUUUCUGUUCAUUGAUAGACAGCACUUGCAGACUCCAAAAAACAAAGCUACAAUCUUCAAGUUAUGCAGCAUCUGCCUGUACCUGCCACAGGAGCAGCUCACCCACUGGGCGGUUGGUACCAUAGAGGAUCACCUCCGUCCUUACAUGCCAGAGUAGGGUACUGGCCAGCAAAAUGGGGAAGAUCACAGAAUGCAGCAGUGAAUUCUCACUUUCCUCGCCACUUCAUUCUUUCAGAGUGUAGAAGAAAAUGGACUCAUGUUCAGAACACUAUACAUUGUGAAACUUGAUCAUCCUGGAUUAUUUUUUAAUCAUUUGUGUGUCAGAACUUUACAAUUUUUUUAAUUGUUUUCUGCAUGGACCUUGUGAAAGAGGAUGCUCUGCAUAUUUUUGCUUUGCGUCAGCAUCUUACGAAAAUGUGAAAUGAAAGAACUGUUAUACACUGAAACAAAUGUAUCUGAAAACACAAGGUGGUCAUUUGUGGUGGUGUUCCCAUUUGUGCUGAUCAUGCCCCCUAACAUCUAAUGUUAGUCAUCAGUAUUUGGAGGGUGAGAAGUGAAUGUAACGGGUAUAAAAGCUUUACAGCUUUGCUGUUAAUGAUUGUUUCAGAGAGCACUAUCCGAUUCAGUCUAAUGAACAGAAGAGUGGCUGUUACAAUAGAAAAGUAAAUGUGGGGAAAGAAUUCUUACAAGGAAAAAACAUCUCAUCCAAUGUAGGCAUUUCUUGCCUUUUUUAAUUUUGCUGGGCCAUGUUUAAGUUUACUGGCACUUUGACUUUUUUCAAUCUUUCCCCAAGUUGCUGUAUAACUGUAUAAAAGAGUAUUCUGUUGAGUUGGAUACAUUUAAGCAGAUUGAGGCAGACCUGGAGUCUGAAGUAGUUUAAAGCAGCUAAAAUUAAAGUAAAAUAGUAGCUGCAGAGACCAUUAUGUUGGUAGAGGAUUAUUUUUUCUUCAGAGUUGAGACUUGUAAACUUACUGGCAAACUGCAGGAAAUACUGGUUUCUAAAUAAUUUCUUAUGGAAAACCUAUGGAGGUUUUUUUUUUUAAAUAGACAUUAUAAAGCAGUUGUGAUCUUCACUGUAAAAUAGUGUUUGGAGUGUCAAAAGUUGGCUCUGGCAGAACAUUUUAAGACUGUGCAAUGAAAUAAGGAAGACUACUGUAUAGUGUUGAUGACAAAGAAGGCUUUGCUUAAGAGUUGAGUACUUUACUGGAGUAAAUCUGUAUAAGCCUGCUCCCUUUGGGUAAAACUAGUGCUUACCUGUUUAAAUUUGUAUUUAGCUUUUGUUUGGAAUUGGGAAAAAAUGGAAACUAAAUAAAUUAGAUGAACAAUGA